AUGGUUCCCGUGGUUGUUACCCAGCUGGCGACGGGCCUCAGCGUCCUCGCCGGAGCAGUAAUGGCAAAAUCCCUGCUCGAAGACAAGCCCAUGUCCGGCCCAUUCCAACCCAGGUGCCCAUCUUGCAACGGCACGGGCCGGGUCAGCUGCCUCUGCUCGCGGUGGUCCGACGGCGACGUGGGCUGCCGGACUUGCGCCGGAUCCGGGCGGAUGGGCUGCAGCAGCUGCGGCGGGUCGGGGACCGGCCGUCCACUUCCGGUCCAAAUCUCUAUGCGGUCGCCCAAUCCCCCGUUUUGA
Messenger RNA from Linum tenue, 297 nucleotides. The record is from the annotation of a GenBank genome assembly. NCBI's taxonomy places the organism in Eukaryota, Viridiplantae, Streptophyta, Magnoliopsida, Malpighiales, Linaceae.